AUGGCACCUGCCACAAUACCGAGAUCCACAAGAGAAAAUGCCCCAACGAAACUUUUCGAUCAGAAACGACUAGCCCCUAGUCCACCACCACGAGGAAUUCCCGUUCGGAAACCGCCCAAGAAAGAACAUUUAGAUUUUUCACCUGUGACUAUGAUCAGUUCUGUAAUGCCUCCUGAAAUUAGUGAAUCGUCCAGUGAAAGCUCUAGUACCGAUUCAACUGGUAUAAGUUUUGAAGUAAAACCACAUGUAGAACUGGUUAACAGAACAUCUAUGGAUUCUGGUGUGGGAGAUGAUGAAGAACCGAAAGUGACGAGAUUGUAG
Messenger RNA from Haemonchus placei, 321 nucleotides. The record is from the annotation of a GenBank genome assembly. NCBI's taxonomy places the organism in Eukaryota, Metazoa, Nematoda, Chromadorea, Rhabditida, Trichostrongylidae.